Messenger RNA from Carassius auratus (goldfish), 3011 nucleotides. RefSeq names its product mucin-5AC-like. Lineage: Eukaryota; Metazoa; Chordata; Actinopteri; Cypriniformes; Cyprinidae. The transcript has 2 exons. The record is from RefSeq and is a predicted model, not a curated record. The coding region runs from base 581 to 1822 and encodes 413 amino acids.
CAGAUAAUAAUUCAUACUACAACCAAGCACUUUCUGGGAGGUUUUUAUUUUUAAUCUUUCGGCUGCAGCCUCACUCGGCCAGAUGCAAGUAGUGAUAUGACAUCUUCAGAGGGAGGAGAAAUGAAAGAGAGCAUGUAGGAGUUAGAGAGGAAGAGAAAUUAACAGGAUAUAGGUGUGCUCUGCAUGUGUGAGUGUGUAGAUUUUCACAUGUGCAGUUUGGUCUUGCUGGUUGGAGUACGCUGUGACUAUUCUCAGAGGCAUGAAGAUUAUUUCAACGCUGAAAUUGCCCAUGCUACACUGAGAGAAACAGAGAAGGCGAAAGAGGAAGGAACAGGCCUGUGUAAAACUUUCCGGCCCAGAUUCACGCAAGAUAACCUCCGUAGAACACAACCACACAAAGAACACGUCAAAAAAGAUGAAUUUCUUCAGUCAGCUGCUCAGAGUUUAAAGUUUCCUUCAUUUUUGAUCACGUUCAUGGUUGAAUCUCCAAAGACAAUAUCAGCUCACCUGAGAAAUUUUGUUGCACUAACCCUGAAAUUGUUACAGGAAACGUCUAGAUCGAGUGACUUUUUCAGCCAGUAUGCUCACCAUGAGGCUUACUUUUAGCUAUUUGCUUCUGUUCCUUGCUCUCGGACCCUGUUUCAAGUCCACCGAUGCACAAGAGACAACGACAAACACAGAUGCAAUCCUCCCCACAUCACAGAACAAUUUCACUAUGGAGACAACUUUAGGUCCUGAAAUCACCACACCUGAAAAUACAAUUACUCUAGCACAGACAGAAGCGGAUCCGGAUAAUCCAGAAACCACACUUGUUAAUCAAGUAAGCACCAUGCAGGAACCAACAUCUGAGAGUCCUCAACCGCUCAGUGCUGAGAUCGAACAAACAUCACAAAUAUCUGAUCCUGAAACUACAACUGUACAAACAGAGCAGACCACAGUGUCCACCCCUAUUGCGUAUGUUAAUGUGGGAACAACAGCGACUGAACGAAUAACUUCAGAUGCCCCAAGCACAAGUCAUUAUGAAACAACAUUUGAGUUAACCAUCUCAACAGAACGUCCUACAGAUGAAAUCACCACAGCAACUGUGGCCAUGACCACUGAGUCAACAGAAGCCCUCAAUCCCACAUUCAUUCUCGCCGAAUCAACUGCUGAGCCUCCGUCCAUCAUCUCCAGCCCUGCAGACACCAGCACUACCAGUCUAACACCAACUUCUCAGCUCCCUCAAAAUACUGCUGCACCCAUGCACCCGCUCACGACUCUUGAUGAAGAAUCAGUCUACACCUCCAUCGGCCCCGCAGCAGACGACAGUACAGGCUCUCCCAUAGAAACCAACUGGAUAUUAAUAAUCAUAGUGUGUGUGGCCGUUAUUUUUGCGCUGUGUGUGGGCAUGAUUCUGUUCGUCCAUAGGCGAAAGAAAAAUGCCUCAAGGAACUUUCGACCCCAAAGUAAAUGGUCCAAGAAGAAAAAAGGGGGGGAGAAUGACGCAUGGGCGGGGCCUGUCAAUCUGGAGGCGGGAGCUGAAAAUGAUGCUGAGGUACAGGAGGGUCUUCUUCCUAAUAAUGGGAAAUUGGAUGGAGAUGAUAUGGUGCUCAGCACAUUCACCGCCCCGGAUGGAGGAGACGUGGCUAAUGGUGGAGUGGGUGGGGACGGUACCAAAGAGGCUAAGAAAUGGGAAGAACAGGAGCCUUUUAAAUUCAUAGAUGAGGAUGUGAAUGAAGACAAGACAACACCGGCAGAGAGUGAGAAACAGAAAGGAGAUGAAAAAAGUGAAGAGAAGGGGAUGAAUGGAGGAGAAACAUUCUGUCUCACCACUGCUGUUUAAACGUCUUCUGUUGACUAAAUGAACAUAAGGGGUUUAAGGGAUUUAGUUUUUAUAUAUUAUCUGAUGAUCGCAAUUCAUUAUCAGCAAAGGUGCAAUGUAUUAUGAUGCUCUAAAAAACCUACUUAUUUAAAAGUGCGGUAAUAUUAGUCAAAUUUCCGCAAAAUUUGGCCAGCAAAAUAUCUGUUGCCUAGUGUCAAUACUGUACUGUGGUUGUGUGAAGCACAACUUCUAUACACAGUUUGAACAGGAAGAUUGUGUUCAGUUUUAUCUCUCUCUUCCAUUUUGUAUCUUUGGGUUCGCAUACGAGCCACUUCAUCCGGGACUUUGUCUCUUUCAUUCCAACAUAAGAAAACAUUUCUGCAUCUGAAAUGGCAUUUAGAUUCAUUUACACAGGCAGUUUAACGCAGCUUAGAGGGGACGCAUUUAAUAGCAGUUACAAGUGCAUAAAUAAUGUUUUGUUUUCAAUGUAAAACGUUGAAUAUUGAUAUUUGAAAAGAUUUAAACCAAGAAAAUAUAGUCUAUUUGAAAUGUGAAAUGAAGUGACUGUUAAUGAGCGAGUCAUAGAGAUUAAGUCGUUCAUUUAAAAGCUUGAUUCUUUCAAUAAGCCUGCACAUUUCAAUUAGGAGCUAUAGCUAAUGGAGUACAAGUGAAAGUUGGCAGAAAUAUUCAAACUCCGUUUCUAUUAAAUAUUAAAGUACAGGUUCUCAUAAAAAAUACUUAAGUACUCUAAUGUUACUUCGUUACAUUACACCACUGUGACUAAUUGAACACAUUGCAAAAUUGCUGUGGGUAACUCUUUCACCCACGCAAAUUUGCAGAUUACAUGCUAUCGAAAUUACUGGAUUUCAUCAGCAAAAACUUACUUUACCGUACUUUAAGUAAUGGUUGAAUUAAUUAAACUUAAUCAUGUAUCCAUUUCAAAUGUUUGCCAGUGAUGUAGAUUUAAAAAGCAACAGUCUGGAUCUUUAGAUAUAUGUGUUUUUGUUUGUUUUGAUGUUGGAUAGUGCACUAAAAUUCACUGAUUAUGGCAUACAAUGUUGAUGUUUAAAAAACCAGUUAAACUUUAGAACUUACAUUCUGAGAAUGAAGCUUUUUUUUUCUCUUCCUGUAAGUAUAGAGAUUUAUGGCAUAGCAUAUUAAUCAAUGAUGGCAAAAUAUGCAAUAAAAUGUUUAUAUUUUUAAAUACAAA